Messenger RNA from Myotis brandtii (Brandt's bat), 3486 nucleotides. It is a transcript of the gene SPN, whose product is annotated as sialophorin. Gene Ontology annotation, biological process: type II interferon production; cell surface receptor signaling pathway; regulation of immune response. Gene Ontology annotation, molecular function: transmembrane signaling receptor activity; heat shock protein binding. Bases 93 to 1319 code for a protein of 408 amino acids. The record is from RefSeq and is a predicted model, not a curated record. NCBI's taxonomy places the organism in Eukaryota, Metazoa, Chordata, Mammalia, Chiroptera, Vespertilionidae. Gene Ontology annotation, cellular component: external side of plasma membrane. The transcript is spliced from 2 exons.
UCCGCCCAGUCCUACCCCAGCUUCAGGAGGAGUUGGAGCAGCCUGGCCCCAGGCCUGGGCCUUAUCACGUGAGCUGGUCCCAACCCCUGCUCAUGUCUGUUGUCAUGGAAAUGACCCUGCUUCUCCUCUUCUUUGGGGGUCUGUGGGCCCAGAAGGUGGACACAGAGUCUCCGGAGAUGUCUACACCCAGACAGACCUCUUUUUCUUUGGUCUCAAACAUCUCUGAGGCCUCAAACCUUGAUUCAGUGGCCUCCGAUCAGGCAAUAACAAGGGUCCCUGAGGAAAAUGGCGGUACUGGGCACCAGGUCUCCCUGCCUUCCUCAACUCCAUACGAAGUGUCCUCUCCUGAGACGUCCAUGGCUGCCAGCGUUGGCCUCUUUAUAGCUGAUCCAAUAGCCACCCAAGAAGUUCACACCAGGAAGUUAUCAAUGUUCCAGGAAAGCUCCACUGCAACCAGUGAUCCUACUGUCCCAGCAAUGACUACUCUGGGACUUCACACUACGGCUGGUGAAACCAUGGCAACUAGCUCUCUGGAGACCUCCAGUGGGACAUUGACAAGUAAAUCUCCUGUCACCAUGGCAACCAGCUCUCUGGAGCCCUCCAGUGGGACCAGUGGACUCCCUGUCACCAUGACAACUAGCUCUUUGGAGACCUCUGAUGUGACCAGUGGACCCCCUAUCACCAUAGCAACUAGCUCUCUGGAGACCUCCAAUGGGACCAGUGGACGCCCUGUCACCAUGGCAACCAGCUCUCUGAAGACUCCCAAGGAGACCAGUGGCUCGCCCAUCUUUGGGGUAAACAUACUCAUGACUACCCCAGGCAUCUCCACAAACAAAGGCAGUGGGCCUUCCCAAAGUUCAGAUCAGAAGACAAGUAACACCCUGGUGGUGGCUGUGCUUGUGGCCCUGCUGGUGGUCAUUAUUCUCCUGGCACUCGUCCUACUGUGGCGCCGGCGGCAGAAGCGGAGGACGGGGGCUCUGACGCUAAACAGAGGUGGGAAGCACAAUGGGGUGGUUGAUGCCUGGGCUGGGCCCGCCCGAGUGUCUGAUGAAGAGGCUGUGAUAACAGCAGCAGGAGUGUCUGGUGGUGACAAGGGCUCUGGGGUCCCAGAAGGGGAGGGUUCUGGCCGUCGGCCCACACUCACCACUUUCUUUGGUAGACGGAAGUCUCGCCAGGGCUCCUUGGCGCUGGAGGAGCUAAAGGCCGAGUCAGCCGCCAGCCUGAAGGGGGAGGAAGAGCCACUGGUGGGCAGUGAGGAUGAGGCUGUGGAGGCCCCCGCUUCUGACGGGCCGGUAGCGGGAGAUGUGGAGGUCCCUUAGUGCUUGUGAAUAACAAGUCUGGAGGUCAGAAUCAUUCCUAGCUUUCGGCACCCUCCUAUCAUCGCUUCCCUCCUCAUCAGCACCCAGCGUUCGCACCCAGCAUCUUCACUCUGAAUCCUCAUCUAGCUUCUUAACCCUGGACUUUCCAGCUCCGCACCCAACACCAGCACCUCCACCCAGCGCCCCAACCCAGCAGGAGGCCAGGGCCUGCACCCACAGAAGGCUCAGAGACUGAAUGAAUGAACUUCCUCACCAGCCCUACUUCUCUCCAUCGCCUGUCCUCCACGUUUUGUCUUUGAAACCAGAUGCUGAGUCUCUAUGAUGCCAAUUUCCUUGGCCUAUGAUUGCUCAGAGGGUUCCCCAGGGACACCAGAGUCUGGGAAGAAGGAAAUGACAAGCCAGAAACUUCCGUCUAGGAUUACUCCGUAAAGCACAUUUGGCCCGUAGAUUAGGACAGCCACUGGGUGGACCCACGAAACUCCUUUAACUCGGGGCCACAGUGCUCUGCGGGGCCAGCCUGAAGCGGUGCCAUCUAGCUGUGCUCUCAGGUGUGCCUGGUGCACACCUGGCCUCGAGGCUGGCCCCGGGCUCAAGCCACCACUCCCUCCCUCACUAUGGACCAUGGACCGAGGCAGCCAAAGGCUUCAGCUAUGCCUCCUCCCGCCGGCAGAGGUGAGAAGAGCUCUGGGCGGGUGGAGUCCUCGGAAGCCCCAGCACCCAUGUGGGUCCACUCAUGGGUGUGGUUUGUGUGCAGGAGGCAAGGAUGCGGUGGUUGUGGAGGGCAGUGGUGCGUGCAGAGGGCGUGAGGGCGGGGCAGGAAGGGUUUCGGGGCUGAAGACAUGCCAGCUGCUGAGAACAUCUGCACCCUCCUCUCUGCUCAGAUGGGGUGGAGGUAGGAAAAGGCCAGGGAAAGAAUGCUGGGCUUGAUGGGAAGACGGCCCGUGUGACCCCAGCCCGGUUCUGCAGCCCAGCUGCUCGGCCCCCUCACAGCCUCCCCUGCACGGGAGCCAGGGGAGAGGAGCCCUGGGAGCGGGUCCUGGUGACGCUCUGCUGUCACAUGUGUAAUGUGUUUGUCUGUUGCAAGCUCCUGCCCUUCUCCAAUGCGAGUCCGUGAGAGCCAGCUAAAGAGGAUGUGCCACGCUGGCAGCACCAGGGGCUUCCCCUGUGGCUCUGGGACAGGCAGGAGGCGACAGGACCCAACUGGCUGUCCCUGAGAGCAGCCCAGGCCAGCGCCCAGGGAGCCGCAUGGCCCAGAGGCGGUUGGUAUUUCCCCAGGGCAAAGAGGAAAUUUGCAAAGAGGAAGUUGUUGAGUCACUGGGGGCCAGUGGCUGAGAGCAGACAGAUUGACCUACAAAACGAGGGCGGAGUAACAGGGGGUCACCAUGGGACAGAUGGGGAAAGGGCCCUGGCGGUCAGGUCAUGAGGUGGGGGAGAGAGGGGCACAGAGGGGCUGGGGCGGAAAUCCGGCCUUCACCGUGCAGACUGCGCCCACGAGGCUGUGUCUGGCACCUUUUCCUACUUCUCACAAGCGCUGUUUGGGCUGCCGGUAGCCCCACGGCAGCAGAAGUGAGUUCCCAAAGUCCCGUAGGGAUUCUGUAGCUGUUGUCUUCGAUUUAUCAAACCAAGUCCCCGAUCUCAGAAAAUCUUGUCCCUGAACUCAGAGGCCAGCCCCUCCACCUGCUCGCGCAGCACGGCCGACUAGCUUCCUCGCUCCCAAGCUCCAAGGGCCCCCCUUUACCUCUGCAGGUUGCUUCCGAAGCCCACUGCCCCCAGGAAUUACUUUUCCUACCUCUGUGACUUACCCAGUAAGUGUUCUCUGACAGUUUGGGUCUGGAUUCUGAAUUCUUUCCCAGCCACAACCCAAGUACCAAGGUGGCUGAAACCCAGGUUUGGUCUGCACCCACUGGUCAGACACCUGGUGCCAGUCCGCUGCCCACCACAUCUUCACCUUCACAGAAACCCACUCCUGUGAGCCCGAUUCAGAACUCGGCCACCUUUCCUGGCUGCCUCAGAGAGCUCAUGACUAGUUUGGACAUUUGUGUCCACACCUUCAGCAUCUUAACUUGAACUUUGGAUAGUGACAGUAAAACUUUAGUAUCUACAUGCCAUGAGGGCCCUAGCCGGUUUGGUUCAGUGGAUAGAGCAUCAGCCUGCGGACUGAACAGUC